This is a messenger RNA of Ylistrum balloti, 6282 nucleotides long. RefSeq names its product chondroitin sulfate synthase 2-like. Gene Ontology annotation, cellular component: Golgi cisterna membrane. The coding region runs from base 224 to 2536 and encodes 770 amino acids. Gene Ontology annotation, molecular function: glucuronosyl-N-acetylgalactosaminyl-proteoglycan 4-beta-N-acetylgalactosaminyltransferase activity. NCBI's taxonomy places the organism in Eukaryota, Metazoa, Mollusca, Bivalvia, Pectinida, Pectinidae. The transcript has 6 exons. The record is from RefSeq and is a predicted model, not a curated record.
UCGGUGACUGCUGCUGGAACGUCCAUUGUUUCAGGAAAACGUCAAGAUGGGAAUGAAAUGAACCGAAUUGUGGUUUUUUGAUUGAAUUUGUCAUACGAUGAAUAUCCCUGAAUAGAAAUAAUAACCCUAGUAGCGAGUUAAACGUACUUAGCCUAAGGGUACACCAAGUUAAGUUUUCCAGAAACCAGUUGUUUUUUUUAAAGUUAAAGCAGGAUUCACCAACAUGACAACAAGUAUAUUCAAACUUUCCGCGUUGCGUUCUUUUUUACCAGUGCUGGUUGGCAUGUGUAUGGGUAUAGCUCUAAACAUGAUGGUUGCUCCAUUUUUUGAUGAGAUGUGUGACACAUCAAAGGCAACAAAUCCACAGAAUGUCUUUGAACUCCACCAGAGAAAUAACAAUGUGCGUAUCAAGAAGGAAACCAUCGACAGUCCCAAAAAAUCUGAAGCGCCAUUUAAACUUGACCCAACAGUACAGCAAACAUUGAAUAUGCCUGGCAUUGGAAAUCCUAAAAAGUUUUUUCGACCUCGAUUUGCCUCAACAGAGCUCGGUAUAAAAGAAAAGCUGUUUGUAGCUGUGUUGACAUCUCCGAACACAAUCAACUCAUUUGGUUUAGCAGUGAAUAAAACAUUGUCCCAUUAUGUAACAAAAACAAUAUUUUUCACAGCAGCGAAAACUGGAAAUUCUCCCCCAGGUAUGCCUGUGGUUGGCUUCAUGCAACAGCAUGGGACAUUUUUACCCAUCCAUGUCCUGAAGUAUAUCAGGGACCAUUAUGCCACCAGCUUUGAUUACUACAUGUUUAUUACAGACAGAACUUAUGUAAGAGCAGAAAAAAUUUUUGAGCUAGUUAGUCACAUCAGCAUUAGCCAAGACAUUUAUUUAGGACCAGCAGAAGUUGAUGAUAAUGGCCAGAAACACUGCUCCAUUGAAGGUGGCCUGAUUAUUUCUCAGUCUGUCAUUGAGAAAGUGUUUACACAGUUGGACUGGUGUAUGAUGAACAACCAUGUGUCCAGUGCUAGUAUCACACUGGGUCGAUGCAUCCACCACACCACCGCUCUGCAAUGUACAGAUCAUGGAGGGGACAAACUUUACAAGUACUACCGAGUGGUGGACUUUGACUUUGACGAUGACAUACCUAUUUUGAGAAGCGAUGCUCGAUUCAACACAUCCCUAUCUGUUUAUCCGAUGCCAGAUGACAUCUCUCAUUACAAGAUUCACAGAUAUUUUUGCCAACUGGAGUUGAACCUGACUAAACAAGAGAUAAUAAAGGCCAAAGAAAGUAUGGUUUACUUGAGUGAAUUUGGACCUGGAGGACGAGAUUCCCUCACCUGGCCUCUUGGAAUUGCUGAAGCUAUUCAACCAAAGAGUCGUUUUGAUAUUUUACGAUGGUCCUACUUCACAGACAAAGAAAUAUACUUUGAUGACGACUUCACCAAUGUCAAGAAAUUGAUAGGAGCAGACAAGGAGGAUGUGACAGAGAUAAUACAGACAGCCUUUGCCAAGUUGAAUAAAGACAAUGGACACAAGUACAGAUCAUUCCAGCUUGUUAAUGGCUACAGACGGUUUGAACCUGCUCGUGGCCUCGAAUACACAGUAGACUUAGAAGUACAAACAAACAACAGAAGAGAGAAGGAAAUAAAACGUGUACAUCUACUGCGACCACUGAACAAGGUAGAACUUGUGCCCAUGCCUUAUGUCACAGAAAACACCAAAGUCAAUCUCAUUGUGCCGGUUUUCCUUGAGGAUCAAAAUGACUUUGCAGUUUUCAUGGACAGUUUCUCAAAAGCAGUCCUGGACAAUAACGACAAUACUUUGCUGUAUAUUUUGCUUGUUUAUAGAUCUGUUGAUGUGAAAAAUGGGCAUGACAUAUUUGCUGUUGCCAAGACAACAAUAAAUUAUUAUGUAAAGAAACAAAGUGAUCAGGAAGUGAGAAUCAGAUGGUCAGCUAUGAAUUCAAACUCAACAUUUAUCUCAGAUUUUGAAAUAAUAGAUAGGGUUGUCCGAGACUUUCCUUCAACAGCUUUACUUGCCAUUGGUGGAGUAGGCAUGGAGCUAGAACAGGACUACUUAAAUCGUGUACGCAUGAACACAAUACAUGGUUGGCAGGUAUUUUUCCCAAUUUCCUAUUGGCAGUAUAAACAAAACCUAGCCUAUGAACAAGAGCCUUAUCCUAACACUGUGGAAUUUGGUCAGAAAUAUGGCCACUUUGAUGUCAAUUCCUAUGAGCAUAGUUCAUUUUAUGUGUCUGACUAUUUGGCAGGAAGGAAGCUGCUUUCUCCCAUAGAAAUCAAACAAGGCCAGCUUUUAGAUAUGUUUUUGAAAAAUCCUAGAAUCCAUGUUUUCAGAGCAACAGAUCCAGCUCUGAGGAAUAGAUGGAAAGGCAUCAACUGCCCUUCCCAUCUCAAUGGUAAUAGAUAUUUCAAGUGUCUGCAAAGGAAAUCUGAGGGACUAGCUAGUCGUGCCCAACUUGCCAAGUUGAUAUUUGAACAACAAGAAAAGGAGGCUGAUGUCACUGGAGCACUGCUUCCUAAAAAUUGAAAUGUUUUGUCAAUUUUCCACAACAUUUUAUGAGUUUGUGUUUUUCCUCCUUUGAGAUUAAACCAACUUUUAUAUAAGAUGUCAGCAGAGACUGAGCUGAUGAGUAAUUGGAAUAACUUUAAGAUAUAUGCUACAUGUAAUUUGCUUUAUUGUGCUUCACAACAGAAUUACUUGCAACAAAACUUGUCAAACAGUAUAAACGUAGAUAUUUCAGCAUUAAUUUGAUUUUUUAAUUUCUUUUUCUUGGCUGAAAGUAUUCCGCUAUUAUCAUUAUGCUAAUUGCAGCUUUUGCUGUUUGUUUAUUUAUCAUUGCACAAAUAUGUUAUGUAGUGUUAAAGUGUAAAAAAUUUGAUUGUGCCAAAUUACGUAUAUUUACAGCAUAAUGGAUAUUAAUUUGGAGAGGCAUGUCAGCUUUAACAUUUUGCUGACUCUGCAUUUCACGAAGAUCCUGAAAUUUGAAAGAUUGGAAGUUAUAAUAUAGCAGGACACCAAUAGGAUUAUUUUCAUGUACAGUGUCACUUACAAUGUACUAUGUGGUUUGAUGUCAAGUGGCCAGUGGGAUAUUUUUUAUAAGCACACACAGAGGAUAUUUUUUACAUUGAUCUGCUGACUUUUUUUAUGCAAUUUAUGUUAUUGUUAUUUUUAUAAAAUGAUGUGCAUGUAUAUGUUAUAUAUAUUACUUUGAUGCCAAGCAUAAUUUUCUCAACACUUUAUAUAAAGAAGACAGGAAUGUUGCAGAUAAUUUAAAGCUGAAAAUGACAUUUGGUAUAUUUCUACAUUCUGCAUCACUGUAGGAAUACAAGGUAUUUCCAGCUUAAACAUUCCUGUUUGUUUAAUUAAGUUUUAGUCAUCAAUAUCUACAUCACCAGCUUUUUAUUUUAGACACUGUUGAAAAUUACCUACUAUAUUAAAUACAUAUAAAAGAACCAGAUCGUGAGUAGAAAUCACUACAGUAAUAGAAGCAUUGAUCUAACAACACAGGGUAUAUAAUGUCUGGGUAAUAGAUUAGCCUGGGAGUAUGUAUACAGGGACUCUUUUCAUCAUCGUGGAAUAAUGAUACACUCCAUAUCAAUGUCCUUUUAGAUCCAGAAAUUUUUCAUUUGUUAAAAUAAAAUUUGAUUGUUGUAAAAGAAAAUAACAAAAAAUUAACCCAUGAAAAUGACCAGCUGUAUGUUAUAAUGUAUUCUGCCCUUGUCAUUAUGUGGUAAGGUCUUGUGGUAGCUGGUGUCUGCCGGAUUUGACAUCAUGCAAAACUGGGGUCCAGUGUUUUAUGCAAGGACACAAUCACAAUGAUACAGGGUGGUCAGUGGUGAUGGCUCCUGGCUUAACUUCACCUGAGAUUGAGAAAGUUUAUAUGUUGAUACAAGGACACCAUUACAAUGAUACAGGAUGGUCAGAACGUACCUGAAAGAUUGGGGACACUGGUAUUAAUGUACAGUGUAUUUGGAGUGUCAAGGUUAAAACCUAGAUCUGAUUACCAUAUUUCCUGUAUUUUUAAAAAAAUUUUCUCCUGAAAUCAUUUUGAAAUCCAUCACAUGACAAAAAUUUAGAAUAAAAUUAUUUUCAUAUCUUUUACACAUGAAAGCAUACAUACACAUUUUUAUAGCAUGGAUCAUGAAUACAUGCAUAUAUAAGUGAGUGAAAUAUUGUACCAAUGAAGUAAGAUUGACCUUGACUGCUUAACACCACCUUUAUUGUUUUUAGAAAAUUGAUAAGUGUCUUUAUUGUACUGUAUUUUAUUUUAACAUCAUUCUAGGCAAUUGAAAGGAUUUUAUUACAUUGAUGCCAGAUAUGUGCCUGUAUGCUUUGUUGUAUGGGUGCCUUUACUUAUCCUAAUUCAAUAUCUUGGCUAAAUUGUGGCUUAACUGUUUUGAAAUUCAGCAUAUUUAUGAUUUUUUUCUGAUUUUCUGAUAAUCACCAGCAAUUUUUUCUCUAGUCCCUACUAUUGUACUCUUCUGUUUACUAUUUACAGAUGUUUUUAAGAAUUUGAUGUGAAAGGUAGGGGUAAAAAAAGAUGGCUUUGAGAGGGGAUGAAAAUUGUUAUUUUGAACAUUUUAAGAAAAAAAAUCCUCUUCUCUCUAGUAGAUGCAUGUGUAAAUACAAGUGUCCAAAGGUUUAAUGAUACUUUAAACGGAAACUAUUUUAUGAUUGGUAUAUUAUCAUAAUUUUAAAGGUUGACACUCGACUUACAUUUGCUAGUCUGGACAUUCAAUUGUGAUUCACGAGUCUAUGGAUAUCCAUUGGUGAAACACAAGUCUGUGGAUAUCCAUUGGUGGUUUACUAGUCUGUAGAUAUCCAUUGGUGAAACACAAGUCUGUAGAUAUCCAUUGGUGAAACACAAGUCUGUGGAUAUCCAUUGGUGGUUUACUAGUCUGUAGAUAUCCAUUGGUGAAACACAAGUCUGUAGAUAUCCAUUGGUGAAACACAAGUCUGUGGAUAUCCAUUGGUGGUUUACUGGUCUGUAGAUAUCCAUUGGUGAAACACAAGUCUGUAGAUAUCCAUUGGUGGUUUACUGGUCUGUAGAUAUCCAUUGGUGAAACACAAGUCUGUAGAUAUCCAUUGGUGAAACACAAGUCUGUGGAUAUCCAUUGGUGGUUUACUGGUCUGUAGAUAUCCAUUGGUGAAACACAAGUCUGUAGAUAUCCAUUGGUGGUUUACUGGUCUGUAGAUAUCCAUUGGUGAAACACAAGUCUGUGGAUAUCCAUUGGUGGUUUACUGGUCUGUAGAUAUCCAUUGGUGAAACACAAGUCUGUAGAUAUCCAUUGGUGGUUUACUAGUCUGUUGAUAUCCAUUUGUGAUGUUGAUAUCCAGUGGUGGUUCACUACUCUGUUGGUAUCCAGUGGUAAUUCACUACUCUGUUGGUGAUUCACAUCUAACAUUUCUGACAUGUAUAUCUAUUCACAUUUAUGUUAAUGUUAUCCUUUAAAAAAAUGUCCUUUUCUAAAAUCAUUUUUUUCAAAGUUGAAUUUUCUGCUCUCAAUAUGAAUUUGAUUAGUAAUCUUUUGGAAUAUUUUGGGACAAAGCUGAGGUUUACUGUUCGCCGUUUGAUUAGAUGAAGCUUAAAACUCACCUAUCACUAAGCUGAAAAAAACUGACCAAUUGCUUAACUGAAGAAAUCAACCAUGUGCUAGAACUUUAUCUUUCCUUAACAAAUUACAUUGGAACUUAACCAGAAUCAAAGCAGGUCAAUUUUAUAUCAAUACUUUAAUUUGAUUCUUUUUCUGUUUAUCAAAGAGUUCUUAGGUAUGCAGAGAAGACUGGUAUAUUUAGAGGCAUUGGAUUUAAAAGGUCAAAGUGUACAACACCUAGUUUCUGGUCUUCUAAAUCCAACAUGGAUGAAGAAUUUCUUGUUUAUGAUUUUGUCAUCACAAAUACCAGUAUAAUUUUUAGAGUACGUAUGUAGUUUAUAGAGUAAGAUUUCAUGUCAAAGAUUUCAUUAUAUACUAAAACAGAUCUGAUAUUAUGUUUUACAAUGGUCAGCAUUCAUCAAUAUUAGACUGUAGAAUUUUGACAGAGAUAAAAUAAUUUUGUUCACAUCUUUAUUAUUUAAAUGUUGUGAAAAAUCUUCAGAAGUUUGAUAUUUGUUCUUAUUUGGUUUCUGAAUAAUGAGUCUUAUAUUGAUUAGAAGUAUAGAUCGUCAGAAACACACUGAUUAAUUUAUAGUUUCUAUGUAUGACAUUAGUAAAUUGAGAAAAUUUCUUUUGAAGAUGGGACAUAUUCAAUAAAGCUUUUUAUGGUUCACAUCA